CAGACCAAAUUCAUCCUACUUUUCAAUCAUCCUUCUUUUGUGUACAAACAUAUUCUUUGCGAUUCAUCAGUUUAUUCUAAUAUAAAUGGAUAUUAAAGAACAACAGCCCGAAACUACUGAAGAACAAAGAGUUGCGGUGGAGGCUCAAUCAAAUGGCCAACCACAAGAAACCGACCAGCAACAAGACCAGCAGCAACACACAAGAUAUGAUAUUGCGUACGCUAAUCUAACUCCCCCUAACCAAACUGUAGUUGUUGAUCCAUCUCUCCAGACUGAUCCAACGAAAUCAUCUGGGUCUUUUGGCGCAGUUAAUUAUCAUCCACCAUACAGUUUGAUUAUGAGUCCAAGCCCUCAUCAGUACGUUAUUGGUACUUCCAGUACUCCCCCUGCAGCAACAUCGGGAAUGGAUGAACAGGAAGAACCUCUUUAUGUAAAUGCUAAACAGUACCACAGAAUUUUGAAACGUCGAGCUGCUAGGGCAAAACUUGAAGCAGAAAAUAAGAUACAGAGGGGACGAAAGAAAUACCUCCAUGAAUCUCGUCAUAAACAUGCUAUGCGACGACCUCGUGGACCAGGUGGUCGCUUUCUCACUGCGGCUGAAAUUGCUGAAUUAGACCGACAGAAAAAGGAAGAAUCGUCUUCUCAAUCACAAGACACUCAACAGCAAAACGGUUCUGGAGAACCUUUGAAUCAAAUCAUUCCGACAGUAGAGAACGGUAUCAAACAAGAAGUUCACAAAUGAGAAAAUACUGAAAAAGUCGUAUUCUCUCUUUCCUUCACUUAUACUGUUAGUUAAAAUUAUUAUUCUUUUUUUUUUAAUCAUCUAGAGAGAGUUUAAAUUUUUUUUUUUUCUCAUAUUUUAUUUCCUUUUUUUGGAGUGGGCGGAAUUUCAGACAUUUUUUUUUUUUUGUUUCAAAUACAACUUCAUUUAUAUAGACUUUUUAAUACUAGUGAUUAGUUACUUAUUAUAAUACGAAGUUCUUUUAAAUGUUUAUUGAACUGACAAUAAUUGAAUUAUUUUCGGUUCCGAGUUUUAUACGUUUAUAAUAACGGAU
This is a messenger RNA of Rhizophagus irregularis DAOM 181602=DAOM 197198, 1055 nucleotides long. NCBI's taxonomy places the organism in Eukaryota, Fungi, Glomeromycota, Glomeromycetes, Glomerales, Glomeraceae. The record is from RefSeq and is a predicted model, not a curated record.